AUGUCGUCCUGCUCGCGAACUGAGGAUGGAAGCAGCAAGGUCACGGCAUCCCGUCGCAUCCCAUUGCGGACACGCAGCACUGCCUCUGCUGGCGGAGCCCAGGCCAAGGAGAAUGCUGGCGUCACUGGUGUCCCAUCGAGGGGUGCUCGCUACGGCCUCGAUGGUGGUGCUGCCGAUGCCGGUCCAUCAAAGCCAGCCUCCACGGUGACUGCGGCCACAAAGGCGUCGGCUGCUUCGGCUGCCUCUGGCGUUCUCGGAACUCGGAAGCGAGCUGCGCUCGGCGAUCUCACAAACGCCAACCGCACCCGAUCCACCAUGGCCGGCAACGACGACAAGGGCAAAGCUGCUCUCAAGGACGCCAUCAAACCUCGUGCCACCACCUCGGCUUCGACAUCGUCGCGAUCAGCCGUCGCUGCUACCACCACCACCGCCGCCGCCGUCAACGGCACUGGCGCUGCUCGUCGCAUCGUUCGUACCCGACCCACCACCACCACCACCACUGCCGGCCCCGAUGCUGCUGCAGACCGCCCCUUCCGUGCCUCUAGACGUGUCGCCGGCACCACUACCUCCACCACAUCCGGCAUCCCAUCAGCAACGUCCAGAUCGACUUCCACCGCCACCGCCACCACUGGCGCUUCCGCUGUCGCCGCCGCCCGUAAGGGCUCGAUGGUUCGCACCAGCUCGGCCAGCUCGCAGACCGGUCUUCGUCGUGAUGUUUCCAACACCUCCGUCGCCACCACCGCUUCUGCCGCUCCGACUACCCAUGCAUCGCGGUCAUCAAAGACCCAGCUCAAUGAGGUUCGCGAUACGGACGAUAAGAUGGAGGCGCCCCAAGCCAAGCGUCUCAAGACCGAGCAGGCCGACAAGCCUGCCAAGGACGAAGGAUGGGAGGACCUUGACGCCGAAGAUGCCGAAGACCCGCUCAUGGUCGCCGAGUAUGUCAACGACAUCUUCGAGUAUAUGAAGGAGCUCGAGAUCAUCAACAUGCCCAACGGAGACUACAUGGCCAACCAGAAGGAGAUCAACUGGGACGUGCGCGCCAUCCUCGUCGAUUGGCUCGUCGAUGUCCACGCCAAAUUCCGCCUGCUUCCCGAGACGCUCUACCUCGCCGUCAACAUCAUCGACCGCUUCCUGUCUCGACGCACCAUCUCGCUCUCCAAGCUUCAGCUCGUCGGCGUCACCGCCAUGUUCAUCGCCUCCAAGUACGAAGAGGUCAUGUGCCCUUCGAUCCAGAACUUCUACUACCUUGCCGAUGGCGGUUACACCGACGUCGAGAUCCUCAAGGCAGAACGCUACGUGCUCAAGGUGCUCGACUUUAGCAUGUCGUACGCCAACCCCAUGAACUUCCUUCGUCGCAUCAGCAAGGCCGACAACUACGACAUCCAGACGCGUACGGUCGCCAAGUAUUUUAUGGAGAUCUCGUUGCUCGACUACCGUCUCAUGGAGCACCCUCCAUCGCUCGUCGCCGCCGCCUCCGUCUGGCUUGCCCGCGAGGUGCUCGAGCGCGGUGAGUGGACGCCCACGCUGGUGCACUACUCUACCUACUCGGAGCAGGAGCUGCUGGGUACCGCCGAGAUCAUGCUCGACUACUGCCUGCGACCCAUCACGCACCAAUUCUUCCACAAGAAGUACGCGCACAAGAAGUUCAUGCGUGCUUCGACCUACGUGAUCGACUGGGCGCACAAGGGUUUCCCCGAAGGCGUGGUGGGUGUCGACGAGGAGCAGGACCUCAACGUGCUCCGCAUCGACCUAUACGAGCGCAAGGAGAUCGAGCGACCCGAGCAGUCGCCCAUUUCUUCGUCGCGCGCCAACACGCCUGCCAGCAUGCACGGCCAGGCUCACUUUGAUGCCGAGCCGAGUCAAAACGUCGACGAGGACGAGACCUACUCGUACGCCCACGACGACGAGGAUGAGGGGGUGGACGAAGGAGCAGAAGAGUUGGAUGACGAUGUGCAGAUCCUCGACGAUGUCAAGGGCGGUCAACGUCAAGAUACCCGACAGGUGCUGGGCGACGUCACCAAUGCGUACGAGGCGACCGAGACGUUUUGA
Molecule: messenger RNA, 2049 nt
Organism: Pseudozyma hubeiensis SY62
Lineage: Eukaryota; Fungi; Basidiomycota; Ustilaginomycetes; Ustilaginales; Ustilaginaceae
Exons: 2
Coding region: 1-2049 (682 amino acids)
Biological process (GO): G2/M transition of mitotic cell cycle; regulation of cyclin-dependent protein serine/threonine kinase activity
Cellular component (GO): cyclin-dependent protein kinase holoenzyme complex; centrosome; nucleus
Molecular function (GO): cyclin-dependent protein serine/threonine kinase regulator activity
Source: RefSeq, a predicted model, not a curated record